AUGGACUAUACGGAGGUCGCUAGAUCUGCCGCCGAUAGACUGCAGGCGUACAGGACGGACCCGACUGGCUGGAAGCAAUGCAAGAAAACGGGUGAUGUAGCCGUGUAUUGGAGACCUUCAUCUGAGUUCACUGGUAACUUAUAUAAAGGUGAAGGUAUUGUGGCUGGAAAACCAGAACAUGUUUGGCAUUGUUUGAAACCAGAGCCUGGUGGAUUGAGAGUCAAAUGGGACAGCAAUGUGGAGGAUUUUCAACUUUUAGAAACCGUAACUGAGGAUAUUUCUAUCUGCAGAACUGUAACUCCAUCUGCAGCUAUGGGCAUUAUCGCACCCAGAGACUUUGUAGAUGUAGUACUGAUCAAGAGCUAUGAGGAUGGUUCUAUAGCUUCUAAUGCAACAAAUGUUGAACAUGAAAGCUGUCCUCCCCAGCGACACUUUGUUAGAGGCUUUAACCAUCAUUGUGGCUGCUUCUGUGUUCCUAUACCUGGAGAACCAGAGAAGACACAAGUUUUAAGCUUCUUCCAGACGGAUCUUAGUGGCUACCUUCCCAGAUCUGUGGUGGAGUCUUUUUUUCCAUACAGCAUGACUCAGUUUUACAGCAAUCUCACAAAAGCUGUUAAAGCAUUACAUGUAUGACACAUUGCUCUUACUAUUA
This is a messenger RNA of Nanorana parkeri, 652 nucleotides long. It is a transcript of the gene STARD5, whose product is annotated as StAR related lipid transfer domain containing 5. Gene Ontology annotation, molecular function: lipid binding. NCBI's taxonomy places the organism in Eukaryota, Metazoa, Chordata, Amphibia, Anura, Dicroglossidae. The transcript is spliced from 6 exons. Bases 1 to 633 code for a protein of 210 amino acids. The record is from RefSeq and is a predicted model, not a curated record.